Messenger RNA from Periophthalmus magnuspinnatus, 797 nucleotides. RefSeq names its product steroid-5-alpha-reductase, alpha polypeptide 2b (gene srd5a2b). Bases 28 to 786 code for a protein of 252 amino acids. Gene Ontology annotation, cellular component: membrane. Lineage: Eukaryota; Metazoa; Chordata; Actinopteri; Gobiiformes; Gobiidae. Gene Ontology annotation, molecular function: 3-oxo-5-alpha-steroid 4-dehydrogenase activity. The transcript is spliced from 5 exons. The record is from RefSeq and is a predicted model, not a curated record. Gene Ontology annotation, biological process: steroid biosynthetic process.
GCUAAUCUUGAGGUACAACCUGAUAAGAUGCACUGCUCUCAUGAGUUGGUGAAUAUUCUGAGCUGUGGGAUGAUUCUGGCUGGUCUGGGGCAUCUCAUUCAUCAUAAGGGGGCCCAGGCUGCGUACGGGCGACACAUGGUGCACAAGGGUCCCGCCUGGAUGGUCCCGGCCAAAGUGGCGUGGUUUCUCCAAGAGAUGCCAGCACUCCUAGUCCCUCUGCUCCUCAGCCUCUCUUCUCACAGCUCUUCCAGCCUGGGCCAGAGUCUGCUUAUCUGGACCUUCUGUUUACAUUAUUUUCAGAGGACAUUUGUGUACGCUCUGCUUACCAGAGGACGGCCUUUCCCGGUGCGUGUGAUGGUAGCAGCGGGUUUCGUCUGCUCUUUGAAUGGCUUCCUCCAAAGUUACUACCUGCUGCACUGUGCACAAUUUGAGGAGGAAUGGACUUCAAAAGUUCACUACCAAAUAGGAUUAAUACUGUUCUACAUUGGGAUGGCUAUAAAUAUACAUAGCGACUAUAUUCUCCGUAACUUGAGGAAACCAGGUGAAGUCGUUUAUAGAAUUCCUAAAGGAGGGCUGUUCGAGUAUGUGUCCAGUGCCAACUACUUAGGAGAGAUUCUGGAGUGGUUUGGAUACGCACUUUCAACUUGGUCCCUGCCAACGCUGUCAUUUGCCCUAUUUAGUUUUUGUUUUAUUGGCCCAAGAGCUUAUUACCAUCACAGGUUUUACCAGGAGAACUUCAAAGACUAUCCAGUGCUAAGAAAGGCUUUGAUUCCAUUCAUCUGUUAAAAUUACCAGAC